CACAGCUCACUCUGAAGGUAUAACUCUAGGGAUACGCAGUCUCAUACAGUUCAAAAGAAACGGCUUUAAAAACAGGGGUGUUUGUUCUAAAGAGAGCAAAGGGGGGGGACGAAAAAGAGCUGAUCGAGUUCAAACGAUUCCUCUGCUGAUGGCGUCUGGUCUAACUUUGGGAGUCCUGUGUUUUGCGGGGUUCUUGAUCAAUCUUUGCUACACCACGUCGAUAUAUUUCCCACAUGCCCUACAUGUCCCACAUGCCUCAUAUGUGAUAAACAACGGGCUCACACAAAAUGGACAACACGUCUGCGAGGCGAGCGUCUCCCGCACAGUAACACAUUCAAUCAAAGUACAAACGCAAAAGUAUACUACGACAUACACCAGAUGUGGCCUAUUCCUCUGGUGGCGCUGUAAGAGAGUCAAGCCAAUUACACGGACGUAUUACAAAGUAGCAACAAAAACCGAAUAUGGUGUCAGUCUGCACUGCUGUGACGGAUGGAGUAAGACUGGAAGUGACUGUAGAACACCAUGGUGCGGCCAAGGGUGUAACCAUGGCGGAAUUUGUAAGGGAGGACAUGUCUGUUCCUGUACGUCUGGUUGGCAGGGAAACUCGUGCAGCGAUGAUGUCGACGAAUGUAGCAACACACCAUGCCAACAGAUAUGCAGUAACAUACCUGGGUCUUACGCCUGCGGAUGUUACAAAGGCUACCAAAAGAACCCAAACUACCACAGCAAGUGCGACGAUUUUGACGAGUGUGCGAUGUCACCGUGCCGCUGCGCCAAUCAGAAUAACUUCGGAUGUAACGCAACAUGCAUCAAUACAGCUGGUAGCUUUGUGUGCAAAUGCAGCAAAGGCUACACGCUGAUUAGAGGGACCAUUUGCCAAGACAUCGAUGAGUGUCUAUCUACAAGCACCAAUACAUGUCCAGGGAGGUGUAUCAAUCGUCUCGGUAGCUACACCUGCGACUGCCCUCGGGGAUACACUUUUGAUAACAGCAGCCGUAGAUGCAUCGAUAUCAACGAGUGUGAGCGCAACAACGGCUGGUGUGAACAUGACUGCAUCAACAUUCUCGGGACAUAUCGCUGUCGCUGCCGCGAUGGAUACAAACUUGACCCCAACAGACGAACAUGUCAAGAUUUGGAUGAGUGCGCGUUGUUCAAUGGCUGUGAAGCGAUCUGUAAUAAUACACAAGGGAGCUACCACUGCGCAUGCUUGAACGGCUAUCAGCUGAAUUCGGACGGCUUAACUUGCUCAGACCUCGACGAGUGCUCAAUCCAACACGUUAGCGGAUUACGUGGCAACGCCUCAUUGGCUGACUGCGAGCAGGUCUGCGUGAAUGUGAUUGGCUCGUUCACAUGCGCCUGUAAACGAGGAUUCAUCCUGAGGCAUGAUGGGAAGACAUGUGAAGAUAUCGACGAGUGCGAUACUGGGCUACACAAGUGUGAACAUCAGUGCAAUAACACGUUCGGAUCCUACAGCUGUUCCUGCUCGCCUGGCUUCGCUCUCGCAGACGACAAGAAAUCCUGCAAAGGACUUCCCUGUGUGUCGAUUGAAGCGCCUUCUCAUGGCUCCAUGAAAUGUAGCGGUCAUGUGACUGGCGCUAAUUGUUCCUUCUACUGCUCCGCUGGCUAUGAGAUUGCAGGCUCAGCAUCAAGGCAGUGUCUCUCUAAUUCACAGUGGAGCGGGGCGAGGGCGACGUGCAACGCCAUGAGUUGUCAAAUUCUUAGACCUUCGCCACACACCUUCGUCACCAUGCCGUGUCCCAGAUCCUUGGGGUCCCUGUGCAAUUUCGAAUGUGAAGAUGGUUACUAUGUAGAGGGUGCAGCUAACGCGACGUGCAGCGUGGACGACAUUACCGGAGGAGUGAAGUGGCGGACCUCCUCAUUCACUUGCACCGAAUCUACGUCGUGUCACCCCAAUCCAUGUCUUCAUGGCGGUACAUGUGUGACCUCUGGACUUGCUGAGCAACGCUGUGAGUGCGAGGAGACUGGAUACGAGGGGAAGCUUUGCGAAAAGGGUCGGCUCAGGAUUCCUGUGUUCCCCAAAUUGGAAGUAAACAAACAGUCACGUGUAUUGCACGUGUCUUCGCCGCCAGUACGUGAGCUACGCAUUAACAUGAGCUCACCCUCCGGUGACCUUAACAUACUACCCAAUGUCACAGUCAUCACGAGUAAAGCACUUGACGCCAACUUCACUGUCACUGCCAGACGGCCAGGGCUGCACGUGAUCUCAUACCAUGUGACCGGAAGUGACUCAGAUAGUUUUACUACCCCGGAUGAUAGCCUAGUUUACGUGAACCCGGAUAUGAGCAGCAACUUAAGCGUGUAUGACGUCACUCACACGAAUAAACGAAGCUUUCCGAUUGGAUGCCAUCAACUUCAAGAAAGUGCAUUCGUAUGCAAUGCGCAAGCCAAACUGGUGGCUACCGCGGAGUGGAAGAUGGAUGACGAUACAGGACAUUACGUAACACAAGGUAUUGUGCACAUGCGCACACACAACACCUCGGUACCAGUCUCUCUCACAGGGUUUGACCUUGGUAACCUGGCCAGAAAGAGUAAGGAGCACAUAACAUACAUCCGGGACAUGCCAAAAAGCCUGCCCGACACACUAACCUUGCGUCACCAUGACAACUGCACCAAGGUACCCAUGAAGCCAGAAUAUUUAAUGCAACUCAUUAGUGACGACGUGUUACCGCUGCACUAUCUCGGCUCGGUAUCACAGGCGCUACCGGCCUGGUUGAAUCUAGAGAUGGACACGAACACAGGCUUUGACGUCAGAAAUCUGAUGAUUGACGUUAAUCACGCGACAGGGGUUUGCUCCGGGUUGCCAUUAGCAACAGCAGCCACGUAUUACCGACCCAGGGUCGGGUUUAAAGUACAAGUUGACGAUGAGAAUGCGCGGUUCACUGCUAAAGAUGGCGUGUGCUUUGCACAUGAUGUCUGCAAAGGGGGAGCUUUCGUCAAAUUCGCCAAAGACUCACAAGAAAAGCUGAGUGGACUUGACAUCUUGAGACAGAUGGAGUCAGUGGGCUGGAAGACGCGCCUUGCCGCGAUUGGCGUGACCCGGUCAGCAAUGACGUCACAACAAUCGCUUUUUGUCAAGGCUGCUGUGAACGCCCAGCUCCAGAGUAAUGAUGGGAAGGCACUCCGUGUCACUAUGGAGACGGAAGGGGAUUGGAUGGUAACGUCAGGGUGUUUUGACAAGUUACUAAACCGUCGCUUUUCCUGCCCAAUUAACGGUACUAUGACUGGCAAAACUACGUUGACCGCAUCUAUGCAGAUAGCAGGCGCAUCACCAGGAAAUAGGAGUGUAAUAAAGAUUACUGGAAACAAUGUGACAGGGUCGUUUUCUCUCGGAGGGAAAACCACUAACAAGAUAUCGAAGCAAUGUGAGCGCAUAAAAGGUUUCAAGUUUGUUCUUAAGGCUACAGAAAAUCCCUUUAAAACAGCUGCUGAGCUUCGAGAUUCUGUCAUACCUUAUGUUAACCUCCCAGUGAGCGUCGACCUGCAGUAUGACAUCACAGGAGGAGAGAGGACUGGGCUGAUUGGUACUUCAGACGCCCGCACCAAAAUUGGUGGUCUUAAAGGACAGAUCGAGUUUUGGUUCAAAAUGAUUUUAACGACUGUUUCUGGCAUGAUUUUGCCCUCUGCGCCGCAACUCAGAUCAAAUUAUGGUGAAUGGAUAAACACUUACACGUCUGUCCUUCAGUGUGUAACCAAUGCAUCGACAAUAGUCAAUUCAUACAGCGGGCUUGAAAGCCAGAUAGAUGGAGUAAUAUCUUCGAUAAAAAAGAUGCAGAUUGGAAUAUCUAACUUGUUAGAGCUGUCAGCUGAAAUGAGAAGAGAGCUUUCUAGAAUCCCAAUAGCAAUGGGUAUUAUCAAUCAACUGAAUGCGUUUGAUCAAAUUGUGAAUGCAUCCCGGACGAUUGGGAUUACUUUGGUUCGUUCACCAGUCCGCCAGCGUCUUACAGGCCUCGUUCUUAAUCUGACUGCGCAGGUUUGUCGCGCACGUCUGUGUCUCCGAGGGGUCGAGGCAUCUGUGGACUUUAAUACCGGGUCAUGUGACUUAUCAGACAGCUUUAUCCCUCACCACAGGAAACCCAACUGUUCAGCGUGGGUAUUGGGCCAAGUAAAGGAUGAGUUAACUCUUAGUCACGUGAUUACCAUGACACCAGGGGAUCGUCUCUAUGUGAACAGCAUCUCGGGAGCAGCAAGAAUACAGGGCACAGUGCGCAUGCUUGGAAUCCAGCAAAGUGCAUUAAUUGACAUAUCACCAUCCGGGACCUUGAGCUUUAGUAUAAAGGGACGAUUGGAUGGUCAGUUUCAGUGCACGUUGGAUGCACGUGCUAAUGCUGACGUAGGUGAUUGGCCUGCACUUCUGUAUCACGUCAGUGGACGGCUUGACGACCAAUCGGAGCUCGUUCAGCGUCUGCAAGAUGACGUCAAUAGCUAUGUAGAGAGCAUGCGCGAGAAGGCACAGAAAAGACUCAACGGCUCAGAACAAGCUCUGGCCUCGGCACAACAACGCAUGCUCGUCAUAGAAAACCUUCACAGAGAUAGAACGGCUGACAUAAAACGCGUAAAACGCUGGCGCAGACUGAAUGAGACCGAGCUUCUGAGAAUCCGCGAUAAGUAUUCACAAGCGAAGGAAGAUUUCAACCAAGCUUUAGCCGGUUAUAACCAUACGCGAUCAAGCUUGUACUCAUGUGAGCUAUCCAAGUGCGGAUAUGUCUGCAACAAGACGUGCGUCCCUGACAUAUGCUGGAGCCCUGUGGUGAUAUCUUACGUCAAGCAAAACUGUCACGCCAAAGACAUCAAGAUUAAUGUAACGCGACCUAAGCAGAUGUCCGAGAAAAGGGAAUACUACACUCAAACAAAAAUUAAGAUUAUCUCAGAAUCAUGUAAGUCAUGGGAAGCAGCUUUCAGUGAGGGUCUCUUUUGGCCUUUCUAUCAACCAAUUGGACGAAAACGCAGAAGCUCGGAGACGCCAGGGAAUGAUAAAGAAACACGCAUCGUGCACGCCAGAGACAUCGGCCACUCUAUCUCUCGAUCACCUCGAUCUGUCAACAAACGCUCAACUUCCGAACACAAGGACAUUAAUGAAAUUCUAAAGCGACAAGUUCCCGCACUUGAUAAGAAGUUUGACAUUAACUACAUUUUACGUAAAAACAUCGCCAACAUAAGUAAGACUUUUGAUUUGACGCGCGCACUUCACGAGUACACGCGAGUCCUUGACACCUUUAACGUAAACCACGUGAUGAGAAAGGCGUUUCCUGGGUUACGUGAGGACUAUGACGUCAAUAGGGAUUUGAUGGAAGCUAUUCCCGCACUGAAAAUAAGCUUUGACCUGGAUGCGCUACUCAGGGACUCGGUGCAAAGAUGUCGACACACAGGGAGACCGGUACGUGUUGAUGAUGCACUCAAGAGUGCGUUUCCUGAAAGACGCGUAACCAGCAUUGAUAAAAUCAUAAGUCAGCGGUUUCCCGCCCUGCGCAUGUCCAUCUCCUAUCUUAUCAAUCAACACUUGCAUGACAUGUCGUCAUUCAGCCUCGACCAAUUAGCACUUAGAAACUUCGACGUCAGCAAAGUCGUUGGUCAGGCUCUGGGUGGGCUCGAUAGCAGCUUGGAUAUAAACGCACGGUUAAAGAAGAAUCUGAGAGGACUGGGACCAGAUUUCGACCUCAGUCACGAGAUAAUGUCACGUGUCACCCGGCCACGUGAUAUCGACAGGCUUGACGUGAUGCAAGUAAUCAAAGACAAGACUGCGCAAGCGCAUGAGAUGUGUUUUGAGAACCUGACGCGAUUGCUCAUACCGAAAGUCGCGCAAGGCUUUGAUCUUGAACAACUAAUCAAAACGGGUCUACGUAAAGCUGUCCACGUGACCAUCAACGAGUCAAUGCUUGCAAACCUUAGCGUGGAUUCCAUUUUGAGGAAAGCAGUUCCUAUCAAACUCAACGUGACGAUAAACCAGAUCAUACUUGAGGCGCACCCCGAGCUCAGCACCCCCCUGGACCUGACUGAACUACUGAAGGGAUCUGUCCCGCUUUUAAAGAUGUUCGGGGGGAGUAUAGACAUUAACAGCCUCAUCAAAGGCUCGUCGCCGAAGUGGUACGAUCUAAGUCUUGAUAUCGACAAAAGUCUGAAGGCAAGGAACCCAGCGCUACGAGGGAGCCUGAGUAUAAGCAGUCUGUUGAGUAACGCAAUCCGUCACGCUGUCACGCCAGGUGUCGAUGACGUAGUAUGUCACGCUAUCACGCAAGCUGUAGACAAGUCGCUAAGCAUCCAGCGUGUCAUCGAAAGCAAAGUCCCGCUGCUGACAAAACAGAAAUUAGACGAAGCAAUCUUCAUUGCCCUUGAAAGAUUUAGAGAUGACAAAACACAGAAGGAUUUAAAAGGUUUAUCAGCGAGAAAGAGGAAUAAAAGAUUUUUGUUUUCGGUUAUAUCUGGGAUUAUCAAUGGGUUUGCAAGCUCCGGGUGUAAACAAAGUACACACGAGUGGGAUGGUCCAACCAAGAAACUUAGCUACACGCGCCUAUUCUCAAUCAUGGAAGUCAUCCAGGAAGCUGCAAAGGUAUUCGUGUGUAAGAACGGAAGUACGGUAAAUCAGAAAACUAAAGGCUUCGAGAACCCAACCCCGUGUUGCAGGGAGGACAUAAAAUGUGUAAAGUUCUUGGAACCUGAGUGCGUAGUUGAGAACGAGGCGUGCAUCAAGUGGCAGAAGAAUAAAUUUGAGCGCGAGUGGAAACAGAUGAAUGGAAGUCUAUUUCUUGAGUAUAUAGAGCUCACAAAACAAAGCUCAGCAGUUGACCAAAAGGUCGUGGAGCUCGACAAUUUGAAAUUACAAGAAAAGAUGCUUUCUACUGAAUUGACAAUACUUGAGGCAAAAAGGCGACAGACGCGGGCACAGAUGAAAACCAUGAAAACAUCUCUCGCGAGAAUGCAACAGAUCCCAGAUGUUAGGACUGGACUUAGGCUGGGUAAACUAACACAGAGUUCGCCUGGACUUCCUCCGGUGAGGGUGCAUUCCAUGUCGUUUGACCUCACCACGGGCAUUGGAACAAGCCGAAGGUUCCUUGCAAAUGUUCAGCUCCAAACAUCUAAACGAAAUUCAAGUGGGAAUUUUGUGCUUGAACUUGAUGCUCUCAAUUCUUCGAUAAGUAUAGCGACGCCGAUCAUUAUACGUGAGGCACUCGGAGAAACCCGUAGAAAACGUUCACUCGUAGACACACCCGAAGCUAACGAGGACAAAGCACAGCACCAGGUGCCCGACGCAGAAAAGUGCCAGUUUGCUCUAAACGCAAGUCUGUUCUUCUUUGAAGUCAUAAAUUCGCUAUCUUCUGUCGUUAACUCAACUUUGGAGAUAGAGAAAGGAUUAGAAACGGAAUUCGAAUCAUUUGACAGUCUCCAUACCUACCUAGAGAGCACUAAUUCCUCGGCGGUAAAGGCGUACCAAGACAUGAUGUCCCAGUACAAGGACCAGCGACUUGAGCAUGCGCAGUUGCUCUCAUGGAACGAGACCUUCGCUAUGUGGAAGGCCUAUACCGAGAUGUUAACGGAGGCACGUGGCUUCAAGGCAUGCGCAGGUACCGCUGACUGCAUAACCGCGGUCGCAAGUGAGCUAAUGGAAAUCUACAGCAUGUACAAUAAUGACAAAGACGUCAAUAAGGUGAUAAGCUUGAUUCCCGAGGUUGAGAGAGGACUGGGCUCUAUCAUAACCAGCAACAUGUCUCUGUCUGACGUCCGAGAGACACUUGGUCAGCUUGAGGUCCUUCUCAACAGCAGCAUGGACUCGAGGCUGAUCUGUGCAGAUAAACCGAGACUCUUCAACCAGACGAUUUCACGAUGGACUGUGGAGGAGGGAGAACACGUGGUGUUGGGCUGUGAGGCGCAGAGCGUAACCAAGGUCAUCUACACGUGGCGAAGGGGCGAUGAAGUUGUGCAGAAAGCUGACCACGGAACACUAGAACUUCCAUCCAUCAAGAGAUCUGAGGCCGGUAUGUACACAUGCGAAGCAGCGAACCACAAAGGGUCAGCGGAAUAUCACUAUGAAAUCAUUAUCGAAUACAAGCCUGAGCUCUUAGAGGAGCCAAUCAGCUUCAAGCUUGCCUUAUAUGGUGGUAAAGGCGCUACGUUCUCAUGUCUGGCCACAGGCAACCCUCAACCCCGGGUGGAAUGGUAUUACAGGCCGCUGUAUUCCAAGCUGUCAUUCAAACUACCUGAUAACGACAGCCGGCUGGUCUAUAUAGAGCCUGAUGACGUCAUGAGGUCGGGAUUCUAUUACUGUGUGGCCAGCAAUAGCCGCGGUAGAGUCGUCAGUGAAGAGGGGAGGCUGGAUAUCUUACGGAGCAGGGGGGCAGUUCCCCGUAUGGCCGUGGUCUUUAACGUCACUGCUUGUGCCCAAGAUGAGGAAUGUAACCAUACCCUUCCCUCAAAACUUGGUGCAGCUGACAUCCACACCUUAAAGAGCAACAUUAGUUCCACCACAGGUGUCCUUACCACCCAAGUCAAUAACCUCAAAUUUGCCCGAAUCACCGAUCAGCGAGCAUCUAUUUUCUUUGCCCUUACUGGGCAGGAAGCUGAGGGAGACGCCGAAUCUGCGGAAGAGAUAUUGACAAGCUUCUCGAUGCAGAGAUUAAAUCUAGUAGAGAGAGUACAGCGCCUGCGCAGGCGCAUGUCAAACGGCUCAUUCACGCAAGAUAUGAAGAGCUUGGGACUCAGGCCACUUCCAGACACACUACUUGUUUUUCAUGGGCAGCCUCUUUGUGAACAUGGUUGGUUUUUACAUAAAAAUGGCUUCCUUUGUGUUGUGUGUCCUCGAGGGAUGUACGGGAAUUCAAAGGGCGAAUGUUCACCCUGUCCCACCGCCACUUACCAAAACCAAUCUGGCCAAGCUAGCUGCGUCCAUUGCCCACCAGGCACAUACCAGAACAAGUCUGGGCAGGAAGCUUGUAACCAGUGCCCCCCUGGUACCUAUGGAAAGUCCGAUGGCAUGUGUACACUUUGUCCAACAAACACUUACCAAAACAAAUCUGGCCAAGCCAGCUGUAUUUAUUGCCCUAAUGGUACACACCAAAACCAGUCUGGCCAGGAAGGAUGUGUCGAGUGCCCGCCUGGAAGUUAUUGGAAACCCGAUGGCAUGUGUGCCCUUUGUCAAAAAGGCACUUAUCAAAAUCAGUCUGGUCAGACGACGUGUAUCCAGUGUGCUGCAGGACUGGUGACGCAAAACACAGGGACAACGCACAUGAAUGGUUGCAUCGCAACAGGUGCCAAACCACCCCCCGCACCUUUGGGCCUUAUCACAACUGUAAUUUCCCCGUCAUCGGUAAACCUUAUAUGGUUCUCAUCUUCCGCGGCCAAAGUCACGCAUUACAACAUCAAAUACAUCUCCAGCAUCCUGUCUGGUCAGCUAACUGUAUCGGCAAACGGUUUUGGCUAUCAGACCUAUAUGCUGAAGGGGCUCACAGGUCUCACAUAUUACACCGUGCAGCUGUACUCAGUGAAUAGCGGUGUCGUAGGAGGGUACAUUUCAAAGUCUUUCAAGACACCUGAAGGAGUCCCAGGCGCUGCCCCCGUUAUAACAGCCACCGCACCUGUCAACCCUACAGCUGUUAACGUUACCUGGCGACGGGUACCCCCACGGUACCAGAAUGGUAACAUCCGGGGAUACAUGGUGUACUACAAGAAGAGCACAGAAUCCCAGUACCACAGCAAGACUGUCAAUGACGCCAACUGCCUCAGUACAGUACUCGCUGGCCUGGGGACUGGAUCGGACUACUGCAUCAAAAUAACCGCCUUCACGAGUGUUGGACCGUUUGGAGGCUGGGACCAAGUGCAGUGCACGAUGGUGCAGCCGAUGUGAGACUGUGGCGAGCUCAGGAAGUUGCAGAAACCCGAAGAACAUAUAGUGGUAUAGAGUUAACACCAAGAGUUUGUAGUGUUAGGGGUUAUCAUAGUACAGUUAUCCA
Molecule: messenger RNA, 9959 nt
Organism: Nematostella vectensis (starlet sea anemone)
Lineage: Eukaryota; Metazoa; Cnidaria; Anthozoa; Actiniaria; Edwardsiidae
Exons: 21
Coding region: 149-9853 (3234 amino acids)
Molecular function (GO): protein binding; calcium ion binding
Source: RefSeq, a predicted model, not a curated record